Prorocentrum cordatum is the source of this 1125-nucleotide messenger RNA. Lineage: Eukaryota; Dinophyceae; Prorocentrales; Prorocentraceae. The record is from the annotation of a GenBank genome assembly.
AGCCAUUUUGAUUCGAGCAAUUCUGGUUCCGCCUCUCGCCGAGUGCCCCUACCGUCCGAGCCGCCAUGGCUGUGCUCGCGGCAUCGCUCCUGUGGCUGCUCUGCCUUGCCUGGGCCGCGACCGGGAUCAGCGAGGACUGGAUGACAGAAAUCCUGGAAGCGCACAACACCUUCCGCUGCAUGCACGACGUGCCGCUGUUCGAGUGGGACGACGCUGCUGCUGCCAGCGCGCAGGCGCACGUGGACGCUGGCGUAUUGGAGCUCAGCGGCGGAUUGGUGGGCGACGAAUAUUGCACCGAGCUCCACGCGUGGUCGUCUGAUGAGACUGCGGCGGAGGCGGCGGGGAGAUGGUAUGCAGAGAUUGAGAAUUCCCCCGGUGGCACGGGGGUGGUUCCGGAGUACACCGGCCAAUGCAGAGGCUACACCACGCUCGUCUGGAAGUCUUCCGUCCGGCUCGGCUGCGGCCGUGGACCCCGGAACGACAAGGGCGGCGACUGGACGCUUUGCUACUACUGCCCGGAAACUAAUGUGGGUAGCUUCGCGGACAACGUCUUCGCUGCAAGCAAGACGGCCGAGCAGUGCGCCUUUUGUGCCAGCGGCGGCCCGGGCCCGAGCCCGAGCCCGAGCCCGAGCCCGAGCCUGAGCCCGAGCCCGAGCCCGAGCCUGGGCGGCAGCGGCCUCGACAGCGAGAACCUCGACGCAGACUCCGCCGUCCAGGCUUCCCUGGCCGCCCUCGCCGUCCUGCUGCUGAUUGGUGUCGCCGCGAUCGCCGUCUGAGAUACGUUGUCAAUACUUGCGUAUGCAACGGCUGGCGACAACUUCUACACCUCUGCUACCGCCUACAAUUCCACGCCUGCGCCCGGUCCAUUCGCUUUCCCCUGUUGCUUUCGGCUGGGUGCACUUCCGAGUGCAGUGCAAGGUUGCUUGUCGACGCAGCGCCGCCGUGGCCUGCACACUGAUGCCGUGGUAGCUGGGCCGUAUAAAUGAAACUGGUGGAGCCAGACGGGUUCAGGACUGCCUCACAGAGGCAUCCCAGGGACUGCCUCACAGAGGCAUCCCAGGCGUUGGUUUCUCCUCUACAAUUACACAAUAUGAAAAUACUCUCCCACUUCCCCUGAUGGCGUCC